Lathyrus sativus (Indian pea) is the source of this 207-nucleotide messenger RNA. NCBI's taxonomy places the organism in Eukaryota, Viridiplantae, Streptophyta, Magnoliopsida, Fabales, Fabaceae. The record is from the annotation of a GenBank genome assembly.
AUGGAAAAUAAUACCCAUCAGAUAUCAAGUCAGCAACAAAGGGCAAGAAGGGCCAAAAACGAAAGAAAGAGGAGACAAAAUAUGAAUGUCGAGCAAAGAGAAAACCAUUUAUUGAUACAAUGUGGCAAUUAUAGGCGGCGAAAAGAGCAAGAUAAGCAAGCUCAAACAUCUCGCACUAUAAAUAGUCGACGAAGAGUUCCAUUUUAA